Messenger RNA from Priapulus caudatus, 2570 nucleotides. RefSeq names its product protein TsetseEP-like. Bases 420 to 1250 code for a protein of 276 amino acids. The transcript is spliced from 2 exons. Lineage: Eukaryota; Metazoa; Priapulida; Priapulimorpha; Priapulimorphida; Priapulidae. The record is from RefSeq and is a predicted model, not a curated record.
CGUACGUCUAUCGGUUACGUAGAGGUUAGAGUCGGAGGAGGGGGAGGGAGGAAGCCAUUCGACGUGGAACUGCCGUGCUGUGACAGGAUGUUCUUGAUUACGUACUGACGUCAUGCUGCGUUAGCGCUUGAUCAUGACGUCAUCAUCCGCGUACGUGACUUCCGUCUGUUUGUUCAUUUCGUCAUGCAUGCUGCGAAUCUUCUGGAUAAACGUUUCGAAGUGCAGAUAAACAUCUCUUUCACGAUUAAACGUGUGAAACCAGCAAGGUAGCAGGGCGCGCGUGAAGUGGAAGACGCUAAAGGCGAGGAGAAGGAGCGGGAGAGGAAUCGGAGGAGAAGACAGGUGGGGGAGGUUAAAGAGGCGGCCAGCUAGGGAUCGUUAAUGUAUACGGAGAGAAGAAGCUGCACGUUCCUCAUAAAAUGGCAGAUGCCAGGCCGCAAUGGAAUAAACGAGUGGUCAAUGUCGAUGACGACACAAAGUUGUACGACUGGGUACUAAAGCGUAGGGAGGCACAGAAGCUGGAAAAGAAAGAGACAGAGAAGAGAAGGAAGGAGGAGGAGGCAUGGUCGCAAAAGAUGAAAGAAAUAGCCGCCGCAUUUGAGGCGUCAUCAGACGACGAUGACGAUGACGAUGACGAUGACGAUGACGAUGACGCUGACGAUGACGAUGACGAUGACGAUGACGAUGACGAUGACGAUGGCGGCAAUGACGACAAUCGUGACGAUGCUACUUCGCAGACACGCAGAGAUCUUACGCCAGGACCAGAAAGUAGACACGAUGCAGAACAGGAAGAUAAAUCAAAACCAGAGCCAGAGCUGAGGCCACAUACUGAACCGGAACAGGAAUUAAAUCCUGAACCAACACCAGAACAAAUUCAAGAACCGGAACCGGAAUUAAAUCCUGAACCAACACCAGAACAAAUUCAAGAACCGGAACCGGAAUUAAAUCCAGAGCCGAAACAGGAAUCGAUUCCCACACCAGAAGCGGACCCACAACCGGAACCGGACCCACGACCGGAACCGGACAGUCCAAUAAAAACUGCCGGGACAGGUGAAGUUAUUAUUCCUGACGAUAUCGACGGAUAUGCAGAGCCGGUGGCAGCGCGGAGUUUAGACGGCUUCUUCUGUUUAGACGACGAGACCAGGGCAACCAUACAGCGCGAUACCGAUAAACUGUACAAGUGGGCAGUGAACUGCCGCAGUGACGACAUGCACAUGAUCAAAGAACUACUCUUUCCCGACGAGAAUUAGUAUGCGGGCGUGUGGCUUUACAGAGUCGUAGUCCGCGACGCUACAAAAAAAAUCAUAUCCAGGUAUUCUUUACGAUGCGAAUCCAGCGAAUGGCGAACGAAGAUGUGGGGUCGGUGUCAGGAGAGGUUCACUAGUCUGUGAAUUGCGCUGCCAUCGUAGGCCUACUAACAUCGGCAGCAGUUAGAGCAGCGGUUCUUAACCUGGGGGUCGUAACCCACAUGGGGGUCGUUUUUUCGGGGGUCAUCAAGGGGUCAUAAAUGAAACGAAUCCAUAAAAAUUCUAUAUAAUUAUCAGGGUACUACAAAAUUUAAUUCAUAAAUUUGGUUGCCCACAAGCCCAAAGCACUUGUCCGAUUUUUGUUUAUCACCGGAUGGCUGCGAAGCAAUUUCAGCCAUCCCAUUGACAGAGAGUAUUGGCAGAUGUUUCCAUAAAUCGGAUUGUUUUUUUUUCAAGUUUUGUUUCGGGGGUUACGGUACUGACCAAGAAUGUAUGAUGGGGCCGUGGGGCCUAAAAGGUUAAGAACCACUGAGUUAGAGGAACAGUAGUAGGCCCCUACUAGAGCUGACAGAGCUGCCAACCCUUCCGAUGUCGGCGGCGAUUUGUACGAUUUUAGCCUAUAAUUCCGCCAUUACGAUUCACUCACAUGUUCUACAAUUUUGGACCAUUAUGCGUGGAAAAAAUUUAAUCUCGAUGUAAAAACUGCCUGGAGAAUUGUUACCAUUCCUGCUAUGGGAGUGGUCAUUUUACAGAAAGUUGAUAUAUAUAUAUAUAUAUAUACAGUACUUCCAAGGAACGUAACACUCAUUCAAUUAGUCCAGCGGUAGAGACUCGACCUAUCAUGUUCAAUGUUGUGUUGUAUUAUUUGUGUUCUCAUAGCCUGUUUCAUAGACUACGAAUUAUGUAUGACUGUAUCAUAAAUGUAUUAAGUUAGUCUAUGCUUGUAUCUCUGUGUUUGUCGUUACAUUACGAUGAGUAUGCAUAUGAUUGUAUUUUAUUUGUAAAUUGAUGUAGAACUGUUAUUGAAUCAUGUAGUAUUGUGCUUAAAUGACUCGUUACCCCGGAUUCCUACUUGCUGAAGAAAGUUCCCACUUGUAAAGAUUCAAAUUCUUAUUAGAUAAAGGUCAAUGGACUGCUUACGUAAUGAUGAGUAGCGAAAAGCUAAUUAUAGAAUCUACAUAGUUGCAUAUUUCUAUCACACACACAUAAUACACAAUUUCGUGUUUAUGCGUAUGAUUAUUGCAUUCAUGCCCAGAAUAACUGUGACGACAGUGCUAAGAAGUGUGCGGCUUCUACGCUAUUUAAUAAAGCACAUGGUAGUGA